Molecule: messenger RNA, 445 nt
Organism: Aphanomyces astaci
Lineage: Eukaryota; Oomycota; Saprolegniomycetes; Saprolegniales; Verrucalvaceae
Exons: 1
Coding region: 28-390 (120 amino acids)
Source: RefSeq, a predicted model, not a curated record
AGCUACCCCAGUCAACCCGCGACUGCGAUGAACCCAGAAGACGACAGCGCGGGUGCCACCACCAAACACGCGACGGCGGAAGGACUCAGUCGACCUCAUACCAUCAAGCCACCCAAGUUCCAGUCCAAGCUCAAGCAAAAGAUAUCCGAAUCGAAAAUGCUACAGAUCCUAGACCACGACUUGGAAGCGAGCAACCAACUAGAUGACGACGAAGAAUUGGUGUGCGAGUCCACGAUGAUCAGUGUCGCAGCUGGCUCUGCCGAUACAGUCGAAGUAGGAUUUGAUCGGCGUGGAGUUCUCAAUACCAUUCGCUCGAUGCACAAGCAGCAGCAGCAGCAUCGCCAGCAUUCGCAUGUCAACAAGGCCAAUGUCCCCACCUCGUCCACCUAAGACUCUGCGGUUUAUAUUUGCCAAACUGAACAAGAACUUGCUGUACAUUCACAUA